Molecule: messenger RNA, 1489 nt
Organism: Acomys russatus (golden spiny mouse)
Lineage: Eukaryota; Metazoa; Chordata; Mammalia; Rodentia; Muridae
Gene: Dap3
Product: death associated protein 3
Exons: 13
Coding region: 147-1322 (391 amino acids)
Biological process (GO): apoptotic process
Cellular component (GO): mitochondrial ribosome; mitochondrial small ribosomal subunit
Molecular function (GO): structural constituent of ribosome
Source: RefSeq, a predicted model, not a curated record
GCCCGCUCCCCCGGAGGUCCAGGUCCGGGAGGUUGACAGUGGAUCACGGGUAGUCAAGGAGAGGGUACUUGGGCCUUCAAAGGCCUGCUCGCACCGCACUACUCACCGUGUGAGGCCGAGAGCGCCGAGCGCAGAGAGCAAAGGCGAUGCUGACAGGGAUUACGCGGCUCUUCUCCACGGUCCAGAAGCUGGACCCAAGAUGUUUUUUACAUGUGAGUGCCCAAGUAACUCAGAGCACUCAGGUUCCAGCCGAGCAUCCCAGAGCUGUUUCCCGCACCAGUGACAGUGACCCGGCUAAGCACGGCGAGCAGCAUGAGGGUCAGCACUACAGCAUCCCCCUCCAGGAUCUGAAGACAGUGUUUCCUCACGGCCUGCCUCCUCGAUACACCAUGCAGGUGAAGACUUUCGGCGAAGCUUGUCUGAUGGUAAGGAAGCCAGCUCUUGAGCUUCUGGGAUACCUGAAAAAUACCAAUUUUGCUCAUCCAGCCGUGCGGUAUCUUCUCUAUGGGGAGAAGGGAACAGGAAAAACCCUCAGUCUUUGCCAUGCCAUUCAUUUCUGUGCAAAACGUGACUGGCUGAUUCUGCACAUCCCAGAUGCUCACCUUUGGGUGAAAAACUGCCGGGAGCUUCUGCAGUCAGCUUACAACAAACAGCGCUUUGAUCAACCCUUAGAGGCCUCUACCUGGCUGAAGAACUUCAAAAUUACGAACGAGCAUUUCCUGAGCCAGAUAAAGGUUCAAGACAAGUAUGUUUGGAAUAAGCGAGAGAGCACUGAGAAAGGCAGUCCUCUGGGAGAAGUUGUUGAACAGGGCAUUACCCGAGCAAGGACGGCCACCGAUGCUGUUGGCAUCGUGCUGAAGGAGCUCAAGAGGCAGAGCUCCUCGGGGCUCUUCCGUCUCCUGGUGGCAGUGGACGGAGUCAACGCACUCUGGGGAAGGACCACACUGAAAAGACAGGACAGAACCCUGAUUGCCCCAGAGGAACUAGCCCUAGUCCACAACUUAAGGAAAAUGGUGAAAAAUGACUGGCAUGGAGGUGCAAUCGUGUUGACUUUGAGCCAAACCGGGUCUCUCUUUAAGUCCCGAACAGCCUAUUUGCCUCAAGAGCUGCUGGGAAAGGAAGGGUUUGACGCCCUAGAGCCUUUUCUUCCCAUCCUCAUUUCCAACUAUAAUCCGAAGGAGUUUGAAAGUUCUUUUCAGUAUUACUUAGAAAACAAUUGGCUUCAGCAUGAGAAAGCUUCGACAGAGGAAGGGCGGAAAGAGCUGAAGUUCCUGAGUAACUGCAAUCCUGAGCAGCUAGAGCGGCUCUGCGCCUCGCUGUAAGCACGCACGCAGUACAGCAUGCCUGGAAGACAAGUGCCACAGCCUGGCCUGCAGUGACGGACCUGUGACAGGAGGAUGUCCCAUUGUUCCUACAGAUAACAGUUUUUUAUUGAGGUUUUCACAUUAAAGGUAGAUUUGCCUCUGGGAGUUGUGUUGGAUUUGCAAUA